AUGUCUGACGCCGCACCUCCUUACGACUCUUCUGGCUCGCCUCCAGCCUAUGAGGAGAUCGAAAAGAAACUCAAUGAAUUGAUCGGCCCUAAUCCAACCGUUGAGAAAGUCCUUAAAGCAGCUAAAAGUGUCUCGCCUAAGGAAGCAGAGAUCCUUGUCCAAAACUCCAAGGCCAAGUUCCCGCUCAAGACUGAGAGGCAAAAGGAAGAUUUUGCACUCGGCAUUGCUAGCGCCACGUCUUCUGAUGAUUUCAAGCCGCAGAUCACCUCCGCUUCAUCGUCUGCCUCGAGGGCAGCAAACGAAGUUGCUCGUAUCUUCCAAAAGCUACAUCUGAAGAUCUUGGAGGUGGAUAGAGUGCAUGAGUCUGGAUUUGCUAAAGUCCUUCUUAAGCACAAAGACCACAAGACUGAUGACCAGAUGAAGACUGCCGAAGGGUUCAAGAAGGACUCUUCUCUACUCGACAGCCGAUUCCAAGAUCUUAUCACGGAUUUCUCGACGUUCGUGGAUGGAUUCUCCGAAUGGGCGAAGGAUAAGGAGAAAGAGUUGAGCGAUAAGAUUAAAAAGGUUGAGGAGGAGAUCAAGGCCUUGAAGAAGAAACUUGUCGACCUCAAGAUUGCCCGAGAUGUGUUUGCCCUUAUCGGGGCCAGCAUUUUGCCUAUACUUGCUAUCCUUUUAGAGGUUUUUAAACCAGCUGCGAUUCCCAUUCUGAUUGCAGGUCUCAUUGCUGCUGGUGUUACCAUGGCUAUUAUUAUUGGUCUCUUGGUUGCUAUACAAUUGAUUGAGCACGAGCUUGAAAUGAAAGAAGACGAGAAAAAAAAGCUGGAAGAUCAGAAAGAACUGAUCAGAGCGACAAGAACCGAGCUGGUGACUCUCGGUAGUGAGUCUCUGUUAUCCUUCAAACUUUCUGAGGAACCGAAGUAUAUGAAGGACAACUUGAACAACGCAGUGACUGUCUCAGACAGUGUUAUGGCGCAGUACAUGGAAGAGUAUGCCAGAGGGGUCGAAUCUCAGGGGAACUAG
Messenger RNA from Fusarium musae, 1020 nucleotides. RefSeq lists its product as uncharacterized. Bases 1 to 1020 code for a protein of 339 amino acids. The record is from RefSeq and is a predicted model, not a curated record. The transcript has 6 exons. Lineage: Eukaryota; Fungi; Ascomycota; Sordariomycetes; Hypocreales; Nectriaceae.